CGCUCGGAAUACAAUAGUUAUGUGAGCGUCUGCGAGCGUGGUCUCGCGGGCGGGUGACGUCAUCGAGGCCAGAGAGGAGGAGCCGUGGACAGUGGGCGGGAGGCUGCCAACGGUUUUGAGCGUAGAGGGAGGCGCGAGAGGGGGAUCUCAGGGGAGGAGGCCAAUCGCUUGCCCCCCACUUUGGCAAACUGGGGGCUGAGGACUGGAAGGGUGGAGAGUAGGCGGAAUCAGGUGGUCGUCAGGGUAGAGGAUCUCGGGCUAGGCUUGAGGGCGGCGUGCUUUUUAGGGACGACUUAGGGCGUGACUGAGGGUUCACAAAGUUUCUUUUGGGGUGGUCGGGAGGGAGAGAUUCUAGGGAGCAAGGAAGCUUGCUAUGGCUUUCUUGCCAGGAGGGGUCGGAGGGCAAGUACAAGGGAGCUGACCCUGGGUAGAACGGGUGAAGAGGUGGGGGAGCGUGAGGUUCCUCCCUCUCUUGAGACUGGAGCCAGUUGAGGGACAAGUAGGGAAGGGGGACAGAAAAUGGGCCCCUAGUGGAUUUGGGUCCGUUUCCGUUGGGACGUUUUGGGCGUGAGAACUUAAGAGCUCAGUUGACCGGGGAUAGCCUGUUCCGGAGUUGAUGUGCAGCUUCCAGCACUCGUAGCUGGGAAGAGGAGCUUCAGCGGCGCUGUUGUCCCACAGUAGGUCUUCUGUCCGCACCCCCUCUGCGCUGCACCGUCUUAACACUGUUCCCAGGAGCUGGGGAAAGGGAUGCUUUUGCCCACUCCCAUGGGCCCUGGAACUGGUGGAAACCUUUCCUCUAACCAUAAAGCCUCGAUGCCCUUAAUUCACCAAGGAUCCUUGGCGUGGAGUCUUCUCCCUUCACCCAAAUCUUUCUCCGUGAACUUUUCCUCCUGGACUUUGCUACAGCAGAACCUCCCAACUCUGUGCUGUCUCCGGUUGUCUCUUCCCUGUAUUCAUGGCAACAUCAGCUGACAGCCCCAGUUCACCCCUCGGGGCGGAGGAUCUCCUGAGUGAUUCCUCAGAACCCCCUGGGCUCAACCAAGUGUCGUCUGAAGUGACCUCCCAGCUCUAUGCUUCUUUGCGCCUCAGCCGGCAGGCGGAGGCCCGAGCCCAACUGUAUUUACCCACCACCUCCCCGCCUCAUGAAGGGUUAGACGGCUUAGCCCAAGAAUUGAGUCGAAGCUUGUCAGUCGGAUUGGAAAACAACUUGAAGAAAAAGGAUGGUUCUAAGCAUAUCUUUGAGAUGGAAAGUGUUCGGGGUCAGCUCCAGACCAUGCUCCAAACCUCACGUGAUACAGCUUAUCGGGAUCCCCUCAUUCCUGGCGCUGGCUCAGAGAGACGGGAAGAGGACUCCUUUGACAGUGAUAGCACAGCCACCUUGCUCAACACCCGGCCCCUGCAAGACUUGUCUCCAUCUAGCUCAGCCCAAGCCCUGGAGGAGCUGUUUCCCCGCUACACCAGCCUUCGGCCAGGGCCUCCACUCAAUCCCCCAGAUUGUCAGGGGCUGAGAGAUGCAUUGGAUUCAGAGCAUACCCGCCGCAAGCAUUGUGAGCGCCAUAUUCAGAGCCUGCAGACCCGAGUGUUAGAGCUACAGCAACAAUUAGCCGUGGCUGUGGCUGCUGACCGCAAGAAAGAUACCAUGAUUGAGCAACUAGACAAGACCCUGGCCCGUGUGGUGGAAGGCUGGAACCGGCAUGAGGCUGAGCGGACAGAGGUUCUCAGGGGACUUCAAGAGGAACGCCAGGCAGCAGAGCUCACCAGAAGCAAGCAGCAGGAGACAGUAACCCGCCUGGAACAAAGCCUUUCUGAGGCCAUGGAGGCCCUGAAUCGUGAGCAGGAAAGUGCCAGACUGCAGCAACGGGAAAGAGAGACAUUGGAGGAGGAAAGGCAAGCUCUGACCCUGAGCUUGGAGGCAGAACAGCAGCGGUGCUGUGCCCUGCAGGAAGAGCGGGAUGCAGCUCGGGCUGGGCAACUGAGUGAGCAUCGUGAGUUAGAGACUCUUCGGGCUGCCAUAGAAGAAGAACGGCAGACCUGGGCCCAGCAAGAGCACCAGCUUAAGGAACACUACCAGGCGCUGCAGGAGGAGAACCAGGCUCAGUUGGAAAGGGAGAAGGAGAAGAGCCAGAGGGAAGCCCAGGCCGCCUGGGAGGCCCAGCACCAGUUGGCGCUGGUGCAGUCUGAGGUGCGGCGGCUGGAAGGAGAGCUGGAUACAGCUCGGAGAGAGAGAGAUGCCCUGCAGCUGGAAAUGAGCUUGGUGCAGGCCCGGUAUGAAAGCCAGCGGAUCCAGCUGGAGUCAGAGCUGGCUGUGCAGCUGGAGCAGCGGGUGACAGAGCGGCUGGCGCAGGCUCAGGAGAGCAGCCUACGGCAAGCAGCCUCCCUCAGGGAACAUCACAGGAAGCAGCUGCAGGACCUGAGUGGACAGCACCAGCAGGAGCUGGCUAGUCAGCUAGCUCAGUUCAAGGUGGAAAUGGCAGAGCGAGAGGAGCGACAACAGCAGGUGGCUGAGGACUACGAGCUCAGACUGGCCCGGGAGCAAGCGCGAGUGCGCGAACUGCAGAGUGGGAACCAGCAGCUGGAGGAGCAGCAGGUGGAGCUGGUGGAAAGACUGCAGGCCAUGCUGCAGGCCCACUGGGAUGAGGCCAACCAGCUGCUCAGCACCACUCUCCCACCACCCAACCCUUCAGCUCCUCCUGCUGGACCCUCCAGCCCCGGGCCUCAGGAACCAGAGAAGGAGGAGAGGAGGGUCUGGACUAUGCCUCCUGUGGCUGUGGCCCUGAAGCCUGUAUUGCAGCAGAGCCGGGAAGCAAGGGACGAGCUACCUGGAGCACCUCCUGUUCUUUGCCGUUCCUCCUCAGAUCUUAGCCUCCUGUUGGGCCCCUCUUUUCAGAGCCAACAUUCUUUCCAACCCCUGGAGCCCAAACCAGACCUCACUCCAUCCACAGCUGGGGCCUUCUCUGCACUUGGGGCCUUCCAUCCCGACCAUAGGGCAGAAAGGCCAUUCCCUGAGGAAGAUCCUGGACCCGACGGGGAGGGCCUCCUAAAGCAAGGGCUGCCGCCUGCUCAGCUGGAGGGCCUCAAGAAUUUUUUGCACCAGUUGCUGGAGACAGUGUCCCAGAACAAUGAGAACCCUGCUGUCGAUCUAUUGCCCCCUAAGUCUGGUCCUCUGACUGUCCCAUCUUGGGAGGAAGCCCCUCAAGUGCCACGUAUUCCACCCCCUGUCCACAAAACCAAAGUUCCCUUAGCCAUGGCAUCCAGUCUUUUCCGGGUCCAGGAGCUUCCCUCCUCCCAUUCACAAGGCAGUGGUCCCAGCAGUGGUUCCCCAGAGAGAGGUGGAGAUGGGCUCACAUUCCCAAGGCAGCUGAUGGAGGUGUCUCAAUUGUUGCGACUCUACCAGGCUCGGGGCUGGGGGGCUCUGCCUGCUGAGGAUCUCCUGCUCUACCUGAAGAGGCUGGAACACAGCGGAUUCCCUCCCAGUCUGUCCCUCGCCGCCUUGCUACAGCCCCCAAGACUGAAAAACCUCCCGCACGGAAGAAAAGUGGGCACCAUGCCCCGAGUAGUAUGAGGAGCCGGGGGGGAGUCUGGAGAUGAGCCCCCCUACCCUCUUUCCUCUUCUUUGUUCUCUUAUUGUUGUUAUUUUAAUAAAUGCUCGAUAGUCUGUAUCAGAGUCUCUGGCUCAUAGGAAUUUGGAAAAUAGAGGUUUUGUAGGAAAUCACUUUGUAAAGAAACCACAUUUGGUUUGAGUACUCUUUUUUAUAUGUUACGUGUUUAUAUGUCAUUUCCUAUGGGAAAAGACGUGAAUGCUUUGGAAGAUGGUCUAUGACAAGAUUUGGAAAGUUGGAGUAGCUAAGAUUCAGUGGACAAAGCUAAAACCUGCAGAGCAAUGAACUCUGGGUGGUAGUGGAAUUAUGGGUGAUUCUUAGUUUUUUAAUACAUUUCUGUAUUUUCCAAAUUUUCUAAAACAAGUAUAUGUUACUUUAAUAAUCAGAAAAGACCCAAACUUUAAUAAGAGUAAGUUAUUGUAUAAAGAGUUUGAGUUAAAAUUUGGUUGUUGGGGAGAAAGUUUUCUCUUUU
This is a messenger RNA of Cercocebus atys (sooty mangabey), 4071 nucleotides long. RefSeq names its product centrobin, centrosomal BRCA2 interacting protein (gene CNTROB). Gene Ontology annotation, cellular component: centrosome; centriole. The transcript is spliced from 18 exons. Gene Ontology annotation, biological process: centrosome separation; regulation of cilium assembly; centriole replication. The record is from RefSeq and is a predicted model, not a curated record. The coding region runs from base 956 to 3562 and encodes 868 amino acids. Lineage: Eukaryota; Metazoa; Chordata; Mammalia; Primates; Cercopithecidae.